CUCCCAUCUCCCGGCCUCCCCCUUCUCGAAACCCUGGGGUGACGUCACAGACCCCGCCCCCAGGCUCCGGGCCCGGGGGGCUGGGAGCGUGCUGAUGUCAUGCGGCGUGCGGGGCCAGUGCAGAAUUCCUCUCCCACCCAAGUCCUCCCGGCUGGAGGAGUUAGUUAGCAAAGAGCCGAGACUGGACGAGCCCGACCUGCCUUCUGUCUGCAUCAUAACACUUUGCGCAUGGUGGAUAUUAUUUUUAAUUAUCCUUUUCUGGGUGCUAUGGGGGAUCAUUCCAAGAAAAAGCCCGGGAUUGCCAUGUGUGUCGGCUGUGGGAGUCAGAUCCACGACCAAUACAUCCUCAAGGUCUCUCCGGACCUCGAGUGGCACGCAGCCUGCCUCAAGUGCGCCGAAUGCAGCCAGUACUUGGACGAAACCUGCACGUGUUUUGUGAGAAACGGCAAGACGUACUGUAAAAGGGACUAUAUCAGGUUGUUCGGGAUCAAGUGUGCCAAAUGCAAGGUGGGUUUCAGCAGCAGCGACCUGGUGAUGAGAGCCCGAGAGAACGUCUACCACAUCGAGUGCUUCCGCUGCUCCGUCUGCAGCCGCCAGCUGCUGCCCGGGGACGAGUUCUCCCUGAGGGAUCACGAGCUUCUGUGCCGGGCUGAUCACAGCCUCCUGCUGGACAGGGCCUCGGCGGAGAGUCCUAGGAGCCCAGGACACCUACCAAGCAGCAGGGGCCUCCAUCUCUCAGAGCCGGGCUCGGGCCGGCAGCCGUCGCUGCGCGCCCACGUGCACAAGCAGGCGGAGAAGACGACCCGGGUGCGGACGGUCCUGAACGAGAAGCAGCUGCACACGCUGCGGACCUGCUACGCCGCCAACCCGAGGCCCGACGCGCUCAUGAAGGAGCAGCUGGUGGAGAUGACGGGCCUGAGCCCGCGAGUCAUCCGCGUCUGGUUCCAGAACAAACGCUGCAAGGACAAGAAGAAAUCCAUCCUUAUGAAGCAGCUGCAGCAGCAACAGCACAGCGACAAGACGAGCUUGCAGGGGCUGACGGGGACGCCCCUGGUGGCCGGCAGCCCCAUCCGCCAUGAGAGCGCGGUGCAGGGCAGCGCCGUGGAGGUGCAGACCUACCAGCCGCCCUGGAAGGCGCUCAGCGAGUUCGCUCUCCAAAGUGACCUGGACCAGCCGGCCUUCCAGCAACUGGUGUCCUUCUCCGAGUCGGGCUCCCUGGGGAACUCCUCCGGCAGCGACGUGACCUCCCUAUCCUCCCAGCUCCCGGACACUCCGAACAGCAUGGUGCCCAGCCCGGUGGAGACGUGAGGAGCCUGGGGCCCGUGGGCCCCCUGUCCCGAGGAUCUCGCAUGCUCCCUGCAUGAGACUCACCCAUGCUCAGGCCAUUCCAGCUCUCGGAAAACCCUCUCUCCUUGUUCAUUAUUAUUGUUAUUUAAAGGAAAGAGAAAGAGAUGAAAGAAAGAGAGAGGCCAAAGAGAGAUACUGUCUUGACUGCCAAAGCACCAGGAUGUGACCUUCCUUCUUCAGACUGGAGAGCGAAGCCCUUCGGCGGGCCGGGGUUAUUUUUGCAAAACCCAAACUGAGGAUUUACUAGGAUUAGGCCUCCCCCCUUCUACCGCUCCCUCCUCCCCCUCCCCUCCCCCCUCCCGUAGCGUGUAAUGCUGGCUUUCGGACCCCACCCCAGCUCACCUGGUGGCUUCCAAAAAGCAAGCCGGGAGCGGGCUGCCCCGGAGCCAGCCUGGGCUGAAGGGGGCAGCUUGGCCCCGCCGAGGCCGCCGCUCUCCUUUGGGUUCGGUGGUUGUUUUCUUUAAAUGCUUUUGUUGGUUAGGGAUGGGGGGGGAGGGAAGAGGCAGAAAAGGAAAGCGGGAGGACCCCAAAGCCCUAAAUCGCAUGAUCGCUGGAAAACCAAAACGACACUCAACCAACCCCCAAAUAUAUGGAGAAAGAGACUUUUCUUGCAAAUGUUUUAAUUUAUCAGCGGACGGAGGACAGAGUGUGUGAGCCUUUGCCGAACAAACAAACAAACAAACAAACAACGUAAGUUAUUGCUAUUUAUUGAGAACAGCCAGUUCAUAGCGGCGGGACUCAUAUUUUGAUCUUAAUAAUAAAAAGCAAAACCCCACCCCCUCUGGGCUUGCCCGUGUGGAUAUUGUUGGCGCAGCCUGAGGGUGGGGCCCCCAGCCCUCAGGGUUUCGAGGUGGCAUGGGCCACGUGGAGCCCUGGGAGGGCCACCUCACCCUCAGGGCUCCCCUUGGGGCCUUUUUUGGGGCCUCUGGAGGGACCCACCCUAACAGCCUCUGGCAAUCCAAGCUCUUUGCAGUCCCACCAGUCCCCACCUGCCCUCUCCUUUCACAUGUCUUCUGGCCCCUCCCCUGAAGUCCCACCCCCAUUCUUCUUCCCCUCCUGCGCCCCCUGAGCCAGCCCAGCCUAUUCCUCUGCCUCAGGCCUCCCUGGCCCGGGCUCUGGCCUAGAGCCCUCAGACCCAUUCAGGGUCACCUCUCGCCUCACGCCGUUGGCAGCUCAGUCGUCACCCCUUUUCAC
Molecule: messenger RNA, 2541 nt
Organism: Monodelphis domestica (gray short-tailed opossum)
Lineage: Eukaryota; Metazoa; Chordata; Mammalia; Didelphimorphia; Didelphidae
Gene: ISL2
Product: ISL LIM homeobox 2
Biological process (GO): positive regulation of transcription by RNA polymerase II; axonogenesis; neuron fate specification
Cellular component (GO): nucleus
Molecular function (GO): DNA-binding transcription factor activity, RNA polymerase II-specific; cis-regulatory region sequence-specific DNA binding
Source: RefSeq, a predicted model, not a curated record